Molecule: messenger RNA, 4005 nt
Organism: Talaromyces marneffei
Lineage: Eukaryota; Fungi; Ascomycota; Eurotiomycetes; Eurotiales; Trichocomaceae
Exons: 1
Coding region: 1-4005 (1334 amino acids)
Biological process (GO): monoatomic cation transport; copper ion homeostasis
Cellular component (GO): membrane
Molecular function (GO): ATP binding; copper ion binding; ATP hydrolysis activity
Source: RefSeq, a predicted model, not a curated record
AUGCCAUCACACAACCCACCACCAGCCCGUCUGACGGUGCUGCUGGCAACAAACAUCCACUGCGCAUCUUGUGUUGCCCUUGUUCAAGAGAUACUUGCAUUUUACCGGUCCAUCACGAGCGUCGAUGUCUCUGUUCUGCAGCAGGAAGUCCGGGUCCGUCAUGGACCUGAAAUCAGUGCUUCAGACCUAGCUAGGACGCUUAUCGAUGCGGCUUUUGAGGUACAGAUAGCGACGACACAGGAUGAGCCUACGGGACGGAUCUUGGACUCCAUCGAGACUUCAGAUUGGGUUACGUCGCCGCCUGUCGUGCUAUCACCUCUAUCAUCGCCUAGUACACAUAACAGAGCUACACGGGCGCAUAGAUUAUACGAAUCCCAACGACAGAAGCAUAUAGACAACUGCCAGGCCUGCCAGACUGAGCGACAGUAUGCUCUCCACGAAGCUGAGAAAUCCCAGCCCAAGUACGACAGGGUGUGGACAGAGAAGUUGGUGACAACGUCUACACCGAAAAAUGACGAACCCGAACCCGAGAAGGAGAUGCCAGCCUUGGAGUCUGUGCAGGUCACACAACCAAGGCUACCGGAUGUUUUCCAUGCCCGGAUCGCGAUAUCUGGAAUGACGUGUGGUGCAUGCGCCAAUUCAGUUACGGAAACGAUACAGCAACUAGACUUUGUCAAGGAGGCGUCUGUGACAUUGUUGACCAAUAGCGCUGCUGUGACCUACACCGGCCCACGAGAGAAUAUUGAUAAAAUCAUUGACGAGAUCGAGUCCACUGGAUUUGAUGCUACAGCCGACACGGUAGAGAAAGCCACCAAGACAGCGGAUCAAGUAGUCCCGGUGUGGGAGGCUCAAUUCGGCAUUGGCGGAAUGACUUGUGCUUCUUGCGUGAACGCCGUUACGAAUCAUGUCAAGCAGAUGGAUCGUGUGAAAGAUGUGAAUGUUAGCUUGUUGACCAACAGCGCUACAGUUGUCUUCUCAGGCGAACAGUCCUACAGCAAGACGAUAUGCGACGAGAUUGAAUCUAUCGGGUACGACGCCUCGUUGAUCGAUGUCGUGCAACAAAACAAACCCUCUUCCGACAGUCGCCCUCCAUCUAAUAGGUAUAUUGCAAGCAUCAGCAUCAACGGUAUGAGCUGUGGUGCAUGUGUCGGAAAAGUCACGCAGGCUGUUCAGAGCAUUUCUCAUGUCAAAGAUGUUGCGGUCGAUUUGCUUUCGUCUAGUGCAAGAGUCGAGUUUGAGGGCAGGGACAACGUGCAAGAAAUCAUAGACGAGAUAGAGGAUAUUGGCUACGAAGCGACUCUCAUUGAUUGCAAGCCAGCCGAAAGCGAGCCCACUUCAAAGCCGACGGAACGAACAGUCAUGAUCCGAGUCGAGGGCAUGUUCUGUCACCACUGUCCCGAGAAGGUCCUUCUGUCACUCAAGGAUCUGGAUGACAGUGUCCAGAUCUCAAAAGACCCUACUUUGAAAGACCCCAUUGUCAAAGUCACGUAUACGCCCAAACAACCAAACUUGACAAUUCGACGAAUUCUGGCCGUUAUCGACUCGUCCCAUGAGAAUUUCAAGGCAAGCAUUUACCAUCCUCCAUCUAUCGAAGAUCGUUCUCGCACAAUGCAACUCCGUGAGAGACGCCGUUUCCUCUUCCGUCUCGCCUUUGUCCUGAUGGUCGCCAUACCAACCUUCAUCAUUGGAAUCGUCUUUAUGGAUCUUGUGCCAUCGGACAACCCUGCUCAUAGAUAUCUUUCGGAACCAAUUCUGGGAGGAUCGGUAUCUAGAAUGCAAUGGGCAAUGUUCUUUGCGACCACACCCGUCAUGUUUUACGGGGCAGAUGUAUUCCACAUCCGAGCUAUGAAAGAAGUCCAAGCCCUGUGGCGACGGGGCAGUAAAGUGCCUAUCUUGCGUCGAUUCUACCGGUUCGGCAGUAUGAACUUGCUGAUUUCGGCUGGAACCUCGGUGGCGUACAUUGCGUCUCUGGGUGUGCUUAUAGCUGGUUCGGCCACAAAGUCUUCUGAAGCUGCAGGCUUGGAUACCUAUUUCGACAGUGUGGUGUUUUUGACAUUGUUCAUUCUGGCUGGUCGCGCUCUGGAGGCUUACAGCAAAUCCAAAGCUGGCGACGCUGUUUCUGAUUUGGGAAAGUUGAGGCCUAGUGAAGCGUUACUGGCGAAUCCUACUAUAGACUCCGCAAGUUCUGAAACCAGUGUUCAGAGAAUAAAUGUCGACCUGCUUGAAGUUGGUGACAUCGUCAUUAUUCCGCAUGGUGCUUCCCCUCCAGCAGAUGGUGUAGUCACCAGCACCGGCGAUUAUCAAUUCGACGAGAGCUCUCUGACCGGCGAGUCCCGACCCGUCUCCAAAUUAACUGGUGAUGAAGUCUAUUCAGGCUCCGUCAACGUCGGCCAGCAAGUAUCCAUCAAAGUCACAGAAGUCGGAGGAGCCUCCAUGCUCGACAAGAUUGUUAGCGUUGUCCGAGAGGGACAAAGCAAGCGAGCACCCAUGGAACGCGUUGCAGAUGUUAUUGUUGCAUAUUUUGUGCCCGUCAUCACACUCAUAGCCAUCCUAACUUUUAUUAUCUGGCUUGCACUUGGUCAAUCCGGUUCUCUUCCAUUGGGCUAUCUUGACACUGCGCUCGGUGGCUGGACUUUCUGGAGCUUGCAAUUUGCCAUUGCAGUGUUCGUUGUGGCAUGUCCAUGUGGCCUCGCCCUCGCUGCCCCAACAGCACUCUUCGUUGGAGUUGGUCUUGCUGCAAAACGAGGUAUCUUAGUCAGGGGAGGUGGAGAAGCCUUCCAAGAAGCUACACGCCUUGAUGCGAUUGUAUUUGACAAGACUGGCACCUUGACUGAGGGUGGGAACCUUAGAGUGUCUGAGCAUGAGGUUCUUGACUCUACAGACUCUGAAAAGGUCACUAUUGCCUGGACGUUGGCGCGAGAACUUGAACAGACUAGCAACCAUCCAAUUGCAAAGGCGAUUGUUGAAUUUUGCAAGGACAAAUUGUCUGGCGAGAAUAAGGUCAGCGUGAAGUCGUCUGAUAUCCUCGAAAUUUCUGGGCAAGGAAUGAAAGGUACAUUCACACUAUCAAUCGAUGGUGAGAUUGCAUCGUAUGAAGCCGUCAUUGGCAAUGGGCGACUUGCAAAGAGUGUCGCCAUUCAAACAUCGGACUCCCAAUACUUCUUGGAAAACAUUCUAUCCACAUACCAAUCAUCCGGUCGUUCAACGGCAACCCUCCUCCUCCGCAAGACUCAAUCACCCACUAACGAAAAGGACAAGGAAACGGGCAUCACCACCAACUCCGACCCCUUUAUUCCUUUGAUAGUAUUCGCCACAUCAGACCCCAUCCGCGCCGAGUCUGCUCAGGUCAUUUCCCAACUCCAAAAACGCAAUAUAGCCGUCUACAUGUGCACCGGCGACAACGAAAAGACCGCCUACGCCGUCGCCUCUACACUCGGCAUUCCACACCAAAACGUCCUCGCCAACGUGAUGCCGGCCCAGAAAGCGGAAUACAUUCGCAAAAUUCAAUUCUCAUCCUUGUCGUCUUCGGAACAGAGUACAAAACAAAGCAGGAAGGUAGUCGCCUUCGUAGGCGACGGCACAAACGAUUCUCCAGCGUUGACCGCCGCGGACGUCAGUAUCGCCAUGUCCUCCGGCUCCGAUGUUGCCAUUUCUUCAUCUUCCUUCAUUCUACUAAAUUCAAACCUUACCACAAUCUUUGAGUUGGUUCAACUCUCGCGCCGCGUCUUCAAUCGCAUAAAACUAAACUUCUUCUGGGCCGCGAUAUACAACGUCAUCCUCGUCCCCGUCGCGGCCGGCGCGUUUUAUGCUAUUCCGGAUGGAACACAGACCGUGGAUGUGGCUGGUCAUAUGCAGCAUGUCAGCGGGCAUUGGAGACUGAGUCCCGUUUGGGCAUCGCUUGCGAUGGCAUUGAGUAGUGUGAGCGUUGUGUUGAGUAGUUUGGCGCUGAGGAUUGAGGGGCGAGACAUUAAGAGGUGGAUAAAGAAGGUGUUCGGGAAGGCAUGA